UUGUAAAAAAAAAAAAAAAAACAUUUAAGUGAAACUUACCAUCAGGUGAGAACCCGACCUCCAGGGCAUAACCAGAGCAGCUAUAGCCUUUAAAUGCCUUCUUUCUGUUUUGUCUAUACUUCUCUACCGCAGAGUACACAUACAUGCAAUUGUCUAAUGACUGACAUAGAAGUGACUUUCCAUUUGGGCGAAGAGCAAUUCUAGGCAUAGAGUGCAUUGUAGGAUCUGCGAUGUAUUUAAUGGGUAUUGGAGUACCAUAUUCCCAGUAUCUCAUAGAAGAAUCUUCGGAGGUCGACACAAAUCGCUCGCCGCCCUCAAUGAAAAUUAACGAAUUAACAGGACCAAGGUGUUGCUCGUACGUUUGAACAACAUCAUUGGUUCUUGUGUCAAAUUGUAAAAUUCGUUUAUCCGCCAUGCCUGCUAAGAAUUCAGUCGGUUUGUUUGGGUUAGUCUGAAAGCGUACACAAUGUGUAAGCCUUCCGCUUGCAUAUCUUUGCAUACAUUUUCCCGUCUCAGUAUCCCACAGCUUUAGUGUUUUAUCAUACGCACAACUAAGAAACAUUUUUCCAUCUGGACCGAAACACAAGUCUCUUAUAGACUUGGAAUGUCCGCUGAAAGUUCUGAGUAAUGAACGGUCGUGAUAUGUAGACCAUAUCUAUGAACCUAUGUUAGUAUAACUGCGACAUACGAGAAUCGUGUUUACCUUGACAUCUGUGUCUAAAGAACCGGAUAAAAGUAGAUGUCCGGUAUUCGGAAAAAAUCGCAAUGCUGAAAUGCCCUUUUUGUGACCCGUCCAUGUGUGAAUUUGCUUUUUAGGAAUAUAACACGUCUGUUCUCCAGGCUCUCUUAAUAAAUUGAUACCUGUGUCCGUAGGUACAUGCAAGUACGUUCUACCCUGGUAGUCAAACUCACUUUCACCGUGAAAUACAGUCGUUUCUUUUUGUUUUGUCGGUGCUAUAGGAGCGAUAGCUGCAGAUGCUUCUUGUUCGGAUGACAAAUCAGUGACUGAUUCCUCAACUUUACUGGGAACUUCAACUUCUCCAUUACCUUGAACACUUUCGACCUCUAAGACUUCAUCAGGAUCUGAUACUGACUCAGGCUUUGAAUACUUAGCCCAAGGGCCUUUGUACGCAUUCUCGCCGUGAAGGAUAGAGGGAUCUCCGGAUGUUUCUCUCAGUUUUUUAAAUUCUUGUGCACUUCUUUUAUUGGCAUGUACGCUCGCAAUGUCGACAAUUGCAUCAGUACCGUCUUCGUUCAGUUUCCGUUUGACCACUUCGCCGAACUUUUGAUAAGUGUGAAAGUUCUGGUCAAAUGUAAGAUUUGAGACGUACUCUUUUUCCAGGUAUCCCGUUAUGGUAUUUUUCUUGCUAUCUUGCUCUUUGGUUUUGUAUGGAUUGUACGGACCUAACUCCGGCCUCGCUAGUUCCUGGAUACUAACAUUCUUUACAAGUUGGCCAUUUUGCAAUCCUUUAACAACAGAACUCUCUGAUUCUGUGAACUUGAUGUCGUUAGUCUCGAUUUUUAAAUUCACUUUCAAUCUUACAGUUUCAACCACGGUUGGUGUCGAUUCCACUCUGAUUGAGGCAGAUGUAGUUUGAUCUGAUGCGUCACUGCUGUCAGAAUCGCUUGUAUAUCCAGAUACAAGCAUAUUCAUCUUGUUUUCAACCCAAUUGGUGUUGCAAUUUUUAUUGUAUUAAUAGCUGAAGUGGUGGACCAUGAUGGCUAACUAGACACGAAAAUCAGGUCUCCGAACGCGAAUACCUUCUGUUAAUAAGAGCGUCUGUAACCGAGCGUGAGUUAGGUUUUUUACUGUUGCAAUCCAAUGUUUUUCUCAUAAAACGCGAAAUUUACCAGUAGUGUCGCGUCCUUUUCACGAUACUUCAAAUUAAGUGUAUUAAGACGCGUUGUCAACAUUGAGCAAAAAGAUUAUAAAUCGAGUCACUAGUUCUUUCUUACUAAUAAAGCUUGUGUUAACAAAUAUAUUUUAAUGUGGCUUCUUCAAUCUUCUGAAAUUCAAAGAUAUCUCUUCCCUGGGAAAUAUGUUUUAGGAAGAGCCGUGAAAAAUUCCGAAAAAACAAUACGAUUCACUUCAAAAUCCGUCAGCAAAAAACAUGCUAACAUCUACAUUUUCCCACCUGUGCUUCAGGAUAAAAAAUCAUAUUCUUGUCAAGUUGUCGUCGAAGAUUUAGAAACGAAGUUUGGAACAACAGUGAAUGAAACGUUCUUGAUAAACAAAAAGCACAAAUUUGAUACUCAUCAACUUGAGCUGAAGCUGGGAAAAAGUCCGGAGACGAUUGUUCUCAAAUGGGAAGCAUUAGUUUUGGGCGUUUCUAACUUAAGCCUAAUACAAGACUUUGCUCCUUCACUUGAACAUAUGGGUAUUCCCGUUCAAGACACGAAUCCCGUGGAAACGAUAACGCACUAUAUUACAGCAGGGGAUAUCAAUGCUUCUGCUUUACCGGAGCUUGUACUCGCUUUUAUCUAUGGAAAGUUCAUUGUCACAUCUGCGUUUGUUAGUACACUAUGCAGUAUAGAAACGGACUACGUCAAACAAGCAGGGUCCAUUCCACCUGCGUCAGAGUAUCUCCCUCAUAUUUCUAUUGGCUCUGAGCAGACGUUUCGUUCCCCGAAGGCUAUCGUGGGAAGUUGCAGCGGCAUUCGUUGCUUUGUGUUUGACGGCGUACUUCAACUCAAACCCAUUUUGGAUGCUUUGGGAAUACAAAGCGCCGCAUCUUCCGGAGAAGACAUACAACAAUUAAGCUCGCUUCUCUUUAGCGGUGAUGCGGCGAUUGACUUUGUUGUUGGAACAUCAGAGGAACCCACUGAAGAGUUUACGCGGUUACUUUCCACAAAGGGACUCACAUACUAUAACAUAAAACAAUUCUUCUCCCUUAUACUCGGCAAAGAUGAAUUAUCAACUGUGUUGAAAGGCAAACCAAAACGGACAAGAACACCCAAAACACUCUCGAGGACAAACAGUUCUGCAAGACAAACACCUAAGAAGCGAGAUGUUAUGCAAGAACUGUUUGGCUUUGAAGCAUCACUUCCAGCGAAACCGUCUCCAGAAAAACAAGUUUUUGACAGUGCGGCAACAUCCCCACAGUUGCCAAAGAAAAUAGCAACUUCAAAGAAAGAAAGCAGAUCCAUUGAGGUAAUUGUUCCUUCAUCUCGAAGUAUACAACCGCCCAAACAUGUACUUCCUCCUGACUCUACUCAACAAGCAGCUCUUUCACAAAAGCAUCCCAUUCAUGAACCAGCAACUCCAAGUCGUACAGAAGCAGUCCAACCUCUUAACCAAACUGGAUUGAAUACUCAAGCUGAGCCAUGCAAUCCGGGCAUCGUUGAGUUUGUUCGGGUGCAGUUACCAGUCAAGCAAGUCUCCUCUGCAUCAAGUCCUGCUUCGAGAUAUCGUAAAAGGAAAAACUUCAAAGCAUUCACACGAAUUCAUACGAAAAACAAGGUUGCACCGGUAGCUUACGUUUCUGUUUCAGAAUUUAAAAAGACAAACGAGUUUGGUGAUGAUUUUUCUGAGCCCGUUCCGAAGCUUAUGCGGAAAUUAUCCAGAGAUAAUGCACACGUGUCCUCCCUCUCCUCAACUUCCUCUUCUAAUAGAACUUCUGAGGUUGCAGCUACUUCUUCUCAUUCCGUGCCAGAACAAAAUAACGACGAUGACCUGAAGUUUCGCUUCUAACAAAAAAGCCUUAGCAUAUUAGUUUAAGUGCUCGUUUGACGAGCAUGUCCUUCAAAAAAAUGUUAGAUGUUCAAUAAUUUAAUAUUCCAUUUACUGUUUCAUACAGACUACAAUGUGGAACAAAUUACCGUGAACGAGUCAAGUUUAAAUGCAAUUGUUCUAGGAAAUGCAUUAUCGGUUAAAUACA
Messenger RNA from Schizosaccharomyces japonicus yFS275, 3878 nucleotides. Its product is annotated as Mre11 complex subunit Nbs1. The record is from RefSeq and is a predicted model, not a curated record. The transcript has 7 exons. Lineage: Eukaryota; Fungi; Ascomycota; Schizosaccharomycetes; Schizosaccharomycetales; Schizosaccharomycetaceae. The coding region runs from base 1988 to 3691 and encodes 567 amino acids.